UCUUCUUUGACUUCCCUUGUGAUCACCCACCAAGCAACAAGUCCUUACCUUGAACCUUGACGAGGAGGCACCAUACCUUACGAAGACAUCCUCAUCAGAAACAAUCCCACGCUGCUCGUGCCAUUGGAAUCGAAUCCAGCCAAGCAAGGUUUGAACGCAUCGAGAAGAUGGAUUCUGGUGCUUCUUUCUUCCACUCAUCGAGACCAAGCUCUCGCAAUUCCCAUGAUGGUUUUGCGGACUUGGCUCGCAUGAUGGUUCCUUCGGAUGCCAAUUUAGCAGGCAAUGUGCAUGGAGGCACCAUUAUGCAAUUGAUGGAAGAAGCCGCUGGAGUGGCUGCCAAUCGCUAUUUUUCCGUCCACAAGCACCAACGAAUUGUGGCACUCUUGUCCCGUGUCGAACGGUUGACGUUUCAACAUCCCAUCCAUGUGGGCGACGUAGCCCAAGCAACCGCCAAGGUGGUCUAUGCAUCGCCCCACAGUGUGGCGGUUUGUGUCCAAGUGCGAGCGGAACGCAUGCCUUGGUCCACUGCUAGUGGUAUUAGUAGUAGUAGAGACAAACCCAAAGAGUAUGGAGACGACACCAUUUGCAAUCGAGCACUCUUGUGGUUGGUAGGAGCCAUUCUCCCAAAAACAUCACAUUCGGUCCAUCAAAUCAAUCCCAAACAAUACACCCGAGCGUUGGCGCCACCUUUUCCCGUACCUAGCAAAGAACAAGAUUGGGAGGCAUGGAUCAACUAUCAACAAGCUUCGGAUCUCUACCAACAGAGCAAACGAAAAUGUGACAACAUUAAUGAGGAAGCAGAAGACGAAAUGGACAAGGACGAGCUUGCGACACAGCCUCAAGUAGUUCAAGAGACCACAGCCACCACACAACAGCAAUCCAGUCUGCCGUUGCAGAAAUUGACUCCGGAUCACAGUGCCGUGGAAUUGGUGCAAGUCAUGCUGCCCGCCGAUUGUGUCAGCAGUACGGGUUUGGUGGCCGGUGGCGUCGUCAUGAAGCUCAUGGACAAUGCGUGUGGUGUGGUGGCCGUUCGACAUUGCGGUACCAACACGGUCACGGUCUCGGUCAAUUGCGUCAAUCUGGUGUCCCCGGUGCUCUUGGGAGACAUUCUCAAGAUUCGAGCUCGCCCCGUGUUUACGUCGGCCAAGAGUAUUGAAAUCAUGGUGAAGGUCACGGCCGAACGAUUCUCUCUGGACGACAGCAGUGGAACGUUGAUGCGACAAGAAAUUGUGACAGCCGAGCAAGCAUUCUUUACCUUUGUGGCAUUGCCAAUCGUCAUGAGCAGCAGCAACAAUAAUAAUCGUUCAGACGGAUCUGUAAUAGCUUCCCUGCCAAUGACGCCAUUGCACCUGGAAAGCCCAGACGACCAGGCCCUCUAUGAACAGAGAAGAGUCAAAUACAAGCAACGCAAAGCAUCGCUUCAACGAGUCAUGGCAAAACUGUAA
This is a messenger RNA of Seminavis robusta, 1445 nucleotides long. The record is from the annotation of a GenBank genome assembly. Lineage: Eukaryota; Bacillariophyta; Bacillariophyceae; Naviculales; Naviculaceae.